This is a messenger RNA of Phlebotomus argentipes, 1431 nucleotides long. RefSeq names its product interleukin enhancer-binding factor 2 homolog. Lineage: Eukaryota; Metazoa; Arthropoda; Insecta; Diptera; Psychodidae. The record is from RefSeq and is a predicted model, not a curated record. The transcript is spliced from 2 exons. Bases 176 to 1354 code for a protein of 392 amino acids.
CAACAAUUCCCGCGGGAAUUUGGGGGAAUUCAAAUCUGUUCGAUAUAUCGAUAUCUUGCCAUCUGGCAGCCCAGAAAUGUGUAAACAGUGCGGCUGUCAAAGUGUAUAGCAGAAAACGCCGGCUAUCGUAUUUUUUCAAUUUUCCCAUAUUUUCUGGUUCCUUAUACUGCUGGAGAUGGUGCGUGGGGCUAUAAGAGGACGCGGCGGAAUGCGCGGAGGUGGAGUGCGGAUGCCCUUCAAGAAGACUUUCGUUCCGAGACACCCUUUUGAUCUCACACUGGCCGAGAUGGCCUUCCCAAAAGUUGUGCAGCCGCCGGACGAUUCUGCCUUGACUGCGGCCCUUCUGAAGCGCAAUCAGGACCUCUGUCCCACGGCCGUGGAGCAAACGGCCAUUGCGAAUCUCGUGACCAAAGUCCAGGGCGUCCUGGACAACUUAGUCGUGGCGCCCGGAGACUUUUCCACAUGCCAACUGGAUGAGGUGCGCCAGGUGGGCUCCUUCAAGAAGGGCACCAUGAUGACGGGCAACAACGUGGCGGACAUUGUGGUGAUCCUGAAGACACUCCCGACAAAGGAGGCUUGUGAGGCGCUGUCGAAAAAAGUCGAGGAGGACCUCAAGACAGCCAUGAAGACAGAAGUGGUGACAAAGGCGGAGGCCUUGAGUACCAGCCUCCACGAGAAGGGUUUCGACAUAGCCAACAGAGUGGCUAAAGUGCGUGUGCUCAUCGCCACGCUGCCCCAGAACAUCCGGAAGCUGGAGCCGGAGACGCAUCUCGAUGCGAAAGUCAUGCAGAGCCACUUGGCAGCCAUCAGGCACAUCCGAUGGUUCGAAGAGAACGCUCAUCACUCCUCAAUCAAGGUGUUGAUUCGCAUCCUGCGCGAUCUCACGAAGCGCUUCGAGGGAUUCACUCCCAUGUCGCCCUGGACAUUGGAUUUGCUCGCGCACUUGGCUAUCAUGAACAACCCGAGUCGCCAGGCUUUGCCCAUCAAUCAAGCCUUCAGGCGCGUGUUCCAGCUUCUUGCUUCUGGGCUCUUCUUGCCCGGCUCCGCGGGCAUUACAGAUCCCUGUGAGGUGGGUCACAUCCGUGUGCACACCUCCAUGACCCUGGAACAGCAGGACGUGUGCUGCAUGACGGCUCAGACGCUCCUCAGAGUGCUGUCGCACGGCGGCUACAGACACAUCCUGGGACUGGAGGGCAACGCGAGCAUUGCCAGCGAAAUGAGUGUCUGGGAUGGAGUGGUGGUGUCUCCCAUGGAGCGCGUGUACGAGAAACCCACGUCGGAGAAGAAAGAAGGCGAGGAGGAUGAGGACAUGGAAGCUGUGGAGGCCGAAGGCGAGGACGACAGCAUGGAAUAAUCAACUCCCAAUGAUUGUCCUUCUUCUCUGGUAUUUCAAUAAAUGAUUCUGUGUCGUGUAUUGGGAUUUAAUGCAAA